AUGGCCAUACUCUUUGACGAUAACCCAACUCCCAACCACGAACAAUGUUACUCGACCAAGAGCAAGCGAGCGACUGUGGAGUUCCCUUCGCCACGAGACCAGUCCGCUGCCAUACCGUCAAGCAAACUCAACAAAAGAGGGCAGCCAAGCAAUCCCAAAGACAACUUUGGCUCUAUGCGCCUGAGACCAAACGAUGCACUUCGCUACGGCGCCGAUCUGUUUGUUGAAGAGAGAUUUGAUCAACGUCUUGGUGAGAUUAACUGCGAUAACGGACGAUGCAACUCAUGUCUUGAUUGCACCUCUGAGGACGACAGGGAUGAAGAAGAUUGGCCUGGUCCCAAUGCAAUCUUGAAACGGGACCAGAUGGAAGGUGACGCCCUCCCCGAGAAAACCGAGAAAAAAGUUGGGGGUGAGUCUGUUGAUCACUUGAACGAUUUGCACGCUCGUGCAGGUGUCGUGAAAGAUGCCUGGAAGGAUGUCUAUGUUUGUGGCAAGCUGUAUGAAGCCCCCAACAAGAGGGGUUCGCCUCAAUACAAGUUCCCGCAGUUCCCCAAGGAUGUGAUGAAGGUAUGGGACGGAGUGGAUGGCGGUAUUUACGACUCGAUUUCUCGCUACUGGGGAAACAGCUCAGCCGACUGUGUUGGCUGGAGUAUCGGGGCUAAACGUACUCGCGAUCAGACCCAUGUGGGCAACGGCGUUUUCCUUCCAUCGGCUUAUCAAACGGAGCAUGUUUACGAGGGACAGAACCUAGGUCAAUUCUUUACCGAGUGGCUCACUCGUGGCCAGAUUCAAAGGCAAAGUCCAUCUCCAGGAACUACAACAGGGAAGGUCGACUGUGACUGGGUCGAGGAUUGGAUCAUGAACGUGGAUAGUGUCGACUUUCCUUGGACCAAUCCUUCGAAUCCAGGGGAGGCAUAUCCCCUGUUCGGCACACUCUAUACUGAGCUCGGCAACAACCAUCACAAGGACCGUCUCGCAAUCUUGCAGGAGAGACUGAACCGAAAGAAGGAGAAUAUCUUCGACCUAGCCAACUCCUACUCCCCAGGAGUGUACACUGGUCUGAGUACUGACGAGCAGUGGAUGACUGUUAAGGAGAUCGGCCUCACGUUCAGCUACAUGAACGACGAUACCAUCUGGGGCAUGUGGUGUGAUACUUUCAAGGGUGUUUAUGACCGGCUAGAUCGCUUUGACAAAUGGUAUACAGUCGUCAAGGGCCCCGAUGAUCCAGAUGUCACUCUAGCUGAAGAGUGGGCCAAGUACAAUCGCAUAGUCCUCGACUCUGCUGUCAGGAUCUACCGUGCAGGAUGGGACUGGACAUACGAAAAGAGACGUACCAACAGCGUGGCGUUUUUGUUGACGCCAGAAGAGGGUAAGUGGAGAUUAAUACGCACUCUGAACAGCAAGACGAACGUCUUUCAUCUGAAGAAGCUUUGCACCAAUCUCCCUCCCACAACUAUCGUUUAG
This is a messenger RNA of Fusarium poae, 1464 nucleotides long. RefSeq lists its product as uncharacterized. The coding region runs from base 1 to 1464 and encodes 487 amino acids. The transcript has 7 exons. The record is from RefSeq and is a predicted model, not a curated record. Lineage: Eukaryota; Fungi; Ascomycota; Sordariomycetes; Hypocreales; Nectriaceae.